Molecule: messenger RNA, 1278 nt
Organism: Saccostrea cuccullata (small rock oyster)
Lineage: Eukaryota; Metazoa; Mollusca; Bivalvia; Ostreida; Ostreidae
Exons: 6
Coding region: 66-959 (297 amino acids)
Source: RefSeq, a predicted model, not a curated record
UUAAUCCAGCAGUAACAGAGAUUGACUUAGCAUUAGAUACACCCCUGAAUUGGGCUAGAGCUAAAAUGGCCGACACAUCAGACUAUAUUAGAGGUGGAGCUUUCAUCCUCCUGUUUCUGAUUACCGGUCUGAGAGAUUUAAAUACCUGGCUCUUAGCUGACCUCAUCUUUACUGGCUUUACUGGAUUCCUCCUCUACAUCAACCCAGCCUGGACAAUUAACUUACAGACCAAAGAUUUGAAAGUGGAUGUAAUACAUGGACAGCUGAACCGGCUUUUUGCCUCCUUCCUCCUGGGUCCUCUUUUGAUCUGGUUACUGAGGAGGAGGACAGAAGACUCCUCCAUGAGGGCAACUAUGCUCCUCUCGAGGGCAAUGGGUAUCUCUGUACUGCUUAUUGUUAUGACUAUUGGUCAGCUGUCCUAUGGUGAAAUCUUUACAGACAAGCAUUUCUGGUUUGGAUUUCUUGGUAAUGCCCUGUGGCUUGUAGCCAAUGUAUUCCAACUCCUAAAGAAUCGCCCAGAAAUCCAAGGUGUAAAGCAGUCAAGGGGAAUAACUCUGCUUCUCCACCUGAACAGCUUAAUUAUGCUUCUAAUAUCUCUGUCACAUCUAUCUUUUCCUAAUGCCAUGUGCAAAGUUCAGGGAAGAAGGGUAGAUAAGUACCACAUCCACACCACUCGCUCAGCUGGUGCCCUGAUGAUGGGCUGGAGUAUCCUCACCUGGUUCUCCCCGAGGUUCCAUAAAAAGGAGGAUGUCAGGAUUGUAUUUCUGGCCCAGAUACUGAUAUGGGGCCUUAGUGAGGGCACAUACUUAAUCCUUCACUUCCAGUCGGGACUGAUGACAAAUCAGGAACUCGCCGUACGAUUGGCUACAUUCUCACCGUUACUUCUACUGUCUGUGAUAGGACUGUAUCUGUGUUCUAGAAACAAUUCUUCACCAACCAAUGAGAAGAAAGAACAGUAAACCUCCGAAAUUAAUUACCGGCAGUGUUUAUUUUUAAGUUUGAGUUUGCCUUGUGACAAUGGACAUUUUGUGCAUUAUUUUUAACAUUUUUCUUAGACAAUACUCUUAUUCAUCAUACAGAUUCAAGGAACAUAGUUCCAAAAGAUUUUUUUUCUCAAUUACAAAACAGUCUACAAAUAUAGGCAUUUACAUAAUUUUUUUUUUUUGCUAGAUGCAUUCUACUUCACAUGAUACCUUAACAUACAAAACUUUUUAAUUGCUUAGUCUGUGUAGAUAAUGUCAUUAAUGUUUUCAUUUCAUUGUUUGCAUCAGUCAAUCA